This is a messenger RNA of Rotaria sp. Silwood2, 393 nucleotides long. The record is from the annotation of a GenBank genome assembly. Lineage: Eukaryota; Metazoa; Rotifera; Eurotatoria; Philodinida; Philodinidae.
AUGGAAAAAUUAACUGUACUUAAUGAAACACGACAAACUAAUAAACAAUUUAGAAAAUCAACGAAUAUAAAUCAACAUUUAUCAAUCGUUAAAUAUUCUUAUCUUAAAGAGCUUGAUCUUAUUCAUACUUGUACUGAUUACUAUGAACAAUUCUUAUUCGAUACUAAAACAUAUUUACCAGUUGGUGUUCGUGUUUAUAUGAUUUAUGAACUAGUGGAAAAAGUGACACGCAAUUUCACAAGAAAAAAAACAAGAAAUAAUUGUGCAAAAAUUAAUUAUGAAAAUUUAUCUACAGAAUUAAGUUUUGCUGGAUAUCUUGACAACUCUUCUACUGGAAAACAACAAAUUCCUCAACAUAUAAAAGACUAUUUUCCUCAUACACAAAUAGACUGA